UACUCGCCGCCGCUUCAAAGGAUUCUAAAACCUAGAGUUAAAAAGGAAAGGCAAGGCAAGGGGAGGGGUUCAAAAUCACCUUUCUUCUGUGCAGCAUUCAAGAGGCGGACGACACGGAGGCUCUGGUUUCGGGAGAUGGAGAGCGCAGCAGCGUUGCCGGGGCUUCAUCCAGCCACGAAUCAUCUUUUCUGUCCGUCACGCAGCGCUGUCAGGCUCCUGCUUCUGCCUCCGAAUAGUUCCAGCGCCAAGAGGCAGUUGUUUCGUCCUUCGCCCCUCAAGGGCAUGUCGACGAUGCAGUUCCGGACGCAGUCCCUUUCCUCUUAUAGCAUAUAUAGCAGCAGUUCUGGAGUUGUCGCUCCCACUAGUGAUGUAUCAGAGGACUUAGCUGACAUAGAUUGGGACAAGCUUGGAUUUGCUUUCAUGCCAACUGAUUAUAUGUACAUAAUGAAAUGCUCACAUGGACAAAGCUUUACUAAAGGUGAAUUACAACAUUUUGGAAAUAUUGAGUUGAGCCCAUCAUCCGGGGUCUUGAAUUACGGGCAGGGAUUAUUCGAAGGUCUGAAAGCAUAUCGAAGGCAAGAUGGUAAUAUUUUGUUGUUUCGGCCUGAAGAAAAUGCAUUGCGGAUGAGGAUGGGCGCGGAGCGGAUGUGUAUGCCUGCACCAACAGUUGAACAGUUUGUGGCUGCUGUAAAGGCCACUGUUUUAGCAAAUAAACGAUGGGUUCCUCCUCCCGGCAAAGGUUCCUUGUAUAUCAGGCCAUUGCUAAUGGGAAGUGGAGCAGUUCUUGGCCUUGCACCAUCUCCUGAGUACACCUUUCUGAUUUAUGUUUCACCUGUUGGGAAUUAUUUCAAGGAAGGUAUUGCACCAAUUAAUUUGAUUAUUGAAACUGAAGUGCAUCGAGCAACCCCUGGUGGCACCGGGGGUGUAAAGACCAUAGGAAACUAUGCUUCGGUACUGAAGGCACAAACGGCUGCUAAAGCCAGAGGCUAUACAGAUGUUCUGUACCUUGAUUGUCUGAACAAGAAAUACCUGGAAGAGGUCUCCUCUUGUAACAUUUUUGUUGUUAAGGGUAAUCUUAUCUUGACCCCUGCCAUAAAAGGGACAAUCCUGCCUGGCAUUACUCGUAAGAGUAUAAUUGAUGUUGCUCGGAGCCAAGGAUUCCAGGUUGAAGAACGACUUGUAACGGUAGAUGAAUUGCUUGAUGCUGAUGAAGUUUUUUGUACGGGAACAGCUGUUGUUAUAUCACCAGUUGGCAGCAUAACUUAUCAUGGUAAAAGGGUGUCUUUCAGUAAUGGUGGAGUUGGUGUCGUGUCACAGCAACUAUAUCGUGCACUCACUCAACUACAAAUGGGGCUUACAGAGGACACUAUGGAUUGGAUUGUGGAGUUGUAGUAGACUUUCUGAAGUAGUUUUUGUUCUGGUCUGGUGUUUUGUUGAAUCUGCUAAGGCGGGCCUCUUGCUUUAUUUGUAUUUCGGAGAUUGUAGACAGGAUUUUAGUAUUUUGGAGAUUGUAGACAGGAGUUAAUUAUGAAUAAACUCGUUGCAUGUGCUACUACUUUUA
Molecule: messenger RNA, 1561 nt
Organism: Diospyros lotus (date-plum)
Lineage: Eukaryota; Viridiplantae; Streptophyta; Magnoliopsida; Ericales; Ebenaceae
Product: branched-chain amino acid aminotransferase 2, chloroplastic-like
Exons: 10
Coding region: 136-1392 (418 amino acids)
Biological process (GO): branched-chain amino acid metabolic process
Cellular component (GO): chloroplast
Molecular function (GO): branched-chain-amino-acid:2-oxoglutarate transaminase activity
Source: RefSeq, a predicted model, not a curated record